This is a messenger RNA of Pochonia chlamydosporia 170, 1143 nucleotides long. RefSeq lists its product as hypothetical. Bases 1 to 1143 code for a protein of 380 amino acids. The transcript has 2 exons. NCBI's taxonomy places the organism in Eukaryota, Fungi, Ascomycota, Sordariomycetes, Hypocreales, Clavicipitaceae. The record is from RefSeq and is a predicted model, not a curated record. Gene Ontology annotation, molecular function: hydrolase activity.
AUGGUAGAUACUUGCAAUGCCUUCUACUAUGUGCAGAAAAACCAAGUCUGUGACAAUCUUGCUAGGCUGAAUGGGAUUUCUACCAAAGACCUUGCCAGCUGGAACACUAAGGUGGGCAGUUCCUGCUCUGGCUUGUGGGCAGACACGUAUGCAUGCGUCGGCGUUAUUGACGCGUAUGACUUUCAGAGGGGCAACAUGGCUGGCUGGAAUGUUGUUAAUGGCACCUUUUCUGCCGAAUCAAAGGUCAUGGUUGCUCAGAAUGUGAACAUUGGGAAGGCGUAUGUCAGUGCCGAGAUGAACGACUUUGUCAUGGCAGCUGACAUGACCUUGUCCACUAACAACGGUAAUGCUGGAUUGAUAUUCCGUGCCUCUAGCAUUGGAGAUGGCCCGGACUCCUAUCGCGGCUACUACGUUGGCCUCAGUGCUAGUGAUGGCGGAUACGUAGUCCUCGGCCGGGCUGACAACAAUUGGAGUAAGCUUGGAAGAGCCUCAGUUAGCAUCCAGCCCGGAAAAUCAUACCGCAUGUAUGUCGAGGCUAUGGACGACAACAUCGUUAUUAGCCUCGAUAGCCGUGCAAAUACGAAAAUCACCGUAAAGGAUGGAAGCUUCCAAUCAGGAAGUUGUGGAGUACGUGUGUAUCACACAGGCGCAUCAUACAGGAACAUUCGCAUCUUCUCCGCGGUUUAUGACCCUUUCAACGUCAAUAUGGCAAGCAACGUGGAAAGCGGCAAGGCCACCCUCAAUACCAUUUUUGGUGAUUUCACCAUGGAUGUUGACGUCCAAAUCAACGGCGCUACUGGCGGCAAUGCCGGCGUUAUCUUCCGCGCCAGCAACCUGCAGGUCAGCGUGAAUAACUACCAGGGCUAUUACGUUGGUAUUCUACCAGGAUUAUUGAUGCUUAGAAAAGCAGAUUUUGGCUGGACGUUGCUACAGAGCGCUGCGGCUGAUAUAUCUGCCGAUAAUAUGCAUCAUAUCCGCAUCCUCGCUUUUAAAGACUCGCUAGUCGUGUGGGUGGACGACAUGACCACGCUAAAGAUUGUAGUCGUCGAUAAUAGCUUUACCUCUGGCUUGGUUGGCGCCAGAGUGUGGAAGACAGGUGCUACUUUCGACAACUUCGAGAUUAUUCAUGGUCCUAUGCCCUAG